Messenger RNA from Pimephales promelas (fathead minnow), 3215 nucleotides. It is a transcript of the gene nfyc, whose product is annotated as nuclear transcription factor Y, gamma. The record is from RefSeq and is a predicted model, not a curated record. Gene Ontology annotation, biological process: regulation of transcription by RNA polymerase II. Gene Ontology annotation, cellular component: CCAAT-binding factor complex; nucleus. Gene Ontology annotation, molecular function: DNA-binding transcription activator activity, RNA polymerase II-specific; RNA polymerase II cis-regulatory region sequence-specific DNA binding; protein heterodimerization activity. NCBI's taxonomy places the organism in Eukaryota, Metazoa, Chordata, Actinopteri, Cypriniformes, Leuciscidae.
UCCACUUUAAAUCAUGCGGCUAUAGCAUGCGGCAUCCUCUUUGAGAUCGCAUUGGGCCAAUCAUUGUCCGUGGGCUCAUUUGCAUCAUCACACACCCAGCCACUGCGCUCCUCCGAGGGGCGGGCGUUAGAGACAUUUAGUUUGACAUUGUAAAUAAGCAAGGGACAGUUGUUUGAGAAGUCAGUUGUUCAGUCCGGCUCCGUCCAGCCACAGUAGAGAAGACGAUCUGCAGGGGACAGAUUUUCCGAGGCUCACUAAUCGAGGCGAUCAUCCGCUCUCCCCGCGUCCUUUAUUCAACUUUCUGCGGCUUUUGUUUGGUGGUUUUUUUUCUCUCUCGUUCUUUUCCUUCCCUGACCCCUAUCCUGCUGCUCAAGGUAACUUAAAACAGGAAGUUGAGUGUCUGUGAAAGGGGGCGGAGAUGAGAGGGUCAGCAGGGAGGAGGGGAAUGACAGAUGUUUCGGCCAAUAGUGGCAGAGACCGAUUCAGGCUCAUUUGAAGAAUCCACCAAGGGGGUGGGGAUCGUAGAGAUAGGCGGGCUGAGAGUAUCGUUUAGCAAGCUAGAUUGAUUACACUCGAGUGUUAAAGGGAAAGCAGUCAGGAGAUUUUUGUUCCGACUUGUUUUACAGCUCUGCAUUGCUCUCACACUUUUGUUUCUUUUCAUCCUUCUCUUUUUUUCCACCUCUCCCUCACUUUCUCGCCUGUUUUUCCGGUCACUUGCAGAGCCAGGGGUCAGCUGAAAGACAAACAGUAGGGUUGCCAGGCAGAGGCCAACUCCAGGCUCCAGGCGGCUUCACGGGACUCGGACAGGGGAGGAAUGGGAGGGGGUUGUGUGUUUAGGAAAGGGGGGAGGGGGGUGGCUGAAGAAGAUGGGCUAGUUGAAGGGGGAGGGUUCGGAACGGGGUGGGCGGGGGGGCGUUAGGUGAUCGCGUUCCCCUCAGCUCAGGGCUUUGAACACAGCGGUGGAUCGCCUAUCCCACACAGCCUUUUGUCUCCUCUUGGGACAGAGCCUGUGGAAUAAAGACACUUAUGGAGACUUUUGAGAUGUCCUCCUCCGUCACAGCAUAUGAAGGGCAUAGGCAGAUCUGGAGAUGUCGGCAGACUCAUUUGGAGCAGGCGGCAGCGAUGCCCAGCAGAGCCUACAGACCUUUUGGCCCAGAGUGAUGGAAGAGAUCAGGAAUCUUACUGUGAAGGAUUUCCGUGUGCAAGAGCUUCCUCUUGCUCGCAUCAAGAAAAUUAUGAAACUGGAUGAGGAUGUGAAGAUGAUCAGUGCUGAGGCACCGGUGCUGUUUGCCAAAGCGGCACAGAUCUUCAUCACAGAGCUCACUCUCAGAGCCUGGAUCCACACUGAGGACAACAAACGGCGUACACUGCAGAGGAAUGACAUCGCCAUGGCCAUCACUAAGUUUGACCAGUUUGACUUCCUCAUUGAUAUCGUUCCCCGGGAUGACCUCAAGCCUCCAAAACGACAGGAGGAAGUGCGUCAGUCUGUCGCCCCGACUGAGCCGGUCCAGUAUUACUUCACUCUGGCGCAGCAGCCCAGCGCAGUGCAGGUCCAAGGUCAGCAGCAAGGCCAGCAGGUGUCCGCUCCCACCGCCACCACACUACAGCCCGGGCAGAUUAUCAUCGCUCAACCCCAGCAGGGCCAGGUAUUGCAGGGAACCAGCAUGCAGCAGCUACAGCAGGUGCAAGUUGCUCAAUCACAGGCGACCCCUAUCACGAGUGCUCCUGUGACCAUGCAGGUGGGCGAGGGCCAGCAGGUGCAGAUCGUGCAGGCGACCUCGCAGGGGCAGGCGCAGGCGCAGGCGGCACAGUCGGCGGGGCAGACCAUGCAGGUCAUGCAGCAGAUCAUCACCAACACAGGAGAGAUCCAGCAGAUUCCAGUGCAGCUCAACACCGGCCAGCUGCAGUAUAUUCGCUUGGCUCAGCCCGUCUCAGGAACACAGGUUGUUCAAGGACAAAUACAGACACUUGCAACAAACGCUCAGCAGAUUACACAGACGGAAGUACAACAGGGUCAGCAACAGUUCAACCAGUUCACUGAUGGGCAGCAGCUGUAUCAGAUCCAGCAGGUGACGAUGCCGGCGGGACAGGAGUUGACCCAGCCCAUGUUCAUUCAGUCCACCAGCCAGACGACCGACGGCCAGGUCAACACACAGGUCAGCGCAGACUGAGGCCGUUCAUCCCGACACCCCCAACCGGAGCUCAAACACACACCAACAUCCUUCCACUUUCCUUCAUCUCAUGCCAUUUUCUGAUCAAGUUCUCCAUUUAAUUCAGCAGUCGAAUAAUAAACUUUAGAUUUACGCUUCAUAACUUACCGUCCAAAUGACAUGUUUUGUUAAAGUGUGGGUCUCUUUCAUACAGAACUAAUUAAUGGAAGGAUCAAUGUGUAGUGGGAGAGAUUUGCUUUCUGCCAUUUGAUUUUCAACUAUGUCUUCUGAGAUAUGGUGAAAGUAUGAACCCACUGUCUUCCUUUCAGUAUGGGUAGAAUAUGUCCUUGUUUCAUAGUUUAAUGUGGAUGUGGGUAGAGAUUCAGUGAUCGUGACAUUAGAGUGAAGCUUGUGGAACUGGAGCAGGAGGGCACUUCUCAGCUGUGGGGGCAUGUACAGUGGAAAAUAUCAAAAAUACCUUUUUUGUUUGUGUUUUUAAGCCCUCAUUCAUUUUGACUGAUCAUGCCAUCUCAUGAUGUGUAGAAUUUGAAACUUGAUGAUAAAAAGCCAUAAUCUACACAUUCUGUAUCUCUGUAGUUUAACUAUAGUAAUUGUAUUGGUUCAGUUGUAGUAUCUUGUAUAGUUUUGAAAUUUGAUAACAUUGUAUUUGUUAAAGGGCUUCUUAUUGUUGGGUUUUCUACAUGCGAAUGGUCCUCUUCGUGUGAAUGUGUGCUGGUAAUUGAUGUGCUUUCCUUGCGUUUGUUUCUGAAACCGAUUUAAAGAGACUUCUUCUGCCCAUUUCAAUUGAACUGCUCCACUGUUACCUACUUUAUAAAACAAUUUAAGUAAAUAAAAAAAAAAACUUUUAUAUAAACUGUUUUAAUACCAGCUCUUUUUUUUAUUGCUUUUUUUUCACAUUAUAAUUGUUGGUCAUGUUGUUUUGCAUGUAGUUAUGACUCCCAGCAUGAUAUGCAAUACCUACAGUAGGUGCAAAUUUUAUUUUUGUUGUUUUGUUUGUUUUGUAAACAGACCUUGGUUUGUGAGAAAAUAAAAACUCCCAAAAAA